AGUUUCGGGAAGGGAACGGCAGAUGGCGCGCUCGCGCGUCGCGCCCGGAUUCGCCGUCUACGUGCGUUCGGUGAUACAGGACGGUGCGUGUACUGUGCCGCUGACAAUGAGCCGCGGCGGUGACUGUGAUAAGUGAUCCGCGUAAAAGCCAUCUUCGGUGCUGAAAACGCGAGCAGUGGCAGUGGAGAAAGAUCGCACUUCGGCCGCUGGAUAGUGCACGUCUCUUGAUGACUCGCGCUUUACGUGGGCCGCAGGCAAGCCGGAGCUCGCAAUUAUGUUCGAUGUACCGCAAAAGUUCUACGAGCUGUGUCGCCUUUGUUUAUCCCCGGAUGGUGUCAAGUGUUCCAUAUUCGAGGAGGAGGGCACUCAGCGGAACUUCGCCGAAAAGAUACUGACGUGCCUGUCAAUCGCGGUAAAAGAUGACGAUUCCUUACCACCCAUCAUCUGCCACCGAUGUGUAUAUAAAUUGGACGUGCUGCACAACUUCCGCGAAGUGUCGCAAAAGUCUGAUAUCUUACUCAAACAGUACCUGGAUUAUGCCAAGCAACUGUCGUCUUCUGACGAACAGAAAGAGUCUUUCUCCACUGCCAAAGUAGCGGGCGAGGGCCCUCUGCAAUCGUUCCUCGAGUUGAAUAAAACACUGUUCAAUGAGGAGCCUAACUCCGAGCCGGCCAGCAUUAAUCAAAACAUAAUACCUCAAACUCAAACGCAUCAUCUAGAGUUGCAAAGCAGGGAUAUGCCAGAACAUGAUAAUAUUAAGUGCGAGCCAGAGGACGACACGUGUUCCAAUAAUAGUUCCGAUCCCGAACGGUUAGAGAUUGAAGAUCGCGAUGAGCAGGAAAUCGAGAGCGAAGAGAAUGGUUACGAUAUGACCGUCAGUAAGAGGAUUAAACUGGAGAGUAACUACGACGGUUCCGAGCCCAACACAGCGAAUUGCAGUCCAGUUAAUCGAAUGGACACUCCGGAGAGCAAUUAUUCCGAUACCAACAUCGAUCAAGAAACGACAAAGCUGUGGCAAGUUCUAGCCAACAAUAGAAGCUUGGAAAUUACGCGAACGAACGGUGACAAGGUGAAUAAUGGAUACCCUGGCGAAGCGACCAAUCUGUUACGCUCUUUAAUCAAUAACAGGCAGAUUGGUAUCACCGCCGUCGAUUCCGAAAAAAUAUCUUCGCAAAUUAGAUUCUACAGGGAUACCCAAGGAACGACCAUCGAGCGUACGCUAACCGAUUUCCCUGUGCUGGGUAAUCGUACCAAUAUAGCAACUUUAGAGAAUAAGAGUGCCUCGGUAGAUAGUAAUCCAUCUAGCCCUGCCAGCAUCGGUCGUAAGGAAACUGCGACAACGACAAAGGGCCGUAGGAAGCAGAGUUAUCCGAGCAAGGCUCCAGCGAGCCCGGACGUUGUCGCCAAUUACCAACAAGAACACAACAAUGAGGAACAAGCAUACGAUUUUACCACGUGGUCGAACAAGAUAAAGAGCAAGAUGGAUGAUCCGAAGCAACAAUUCGAGCAACAAGGUGGCAACGUAGCGAAGAAGGUCGACAUGUCCUGUACAAAUUGUGGCACCAUGACAACCACUAUUUGGAGAAGAAACAUGAAAGGCGAGAUGGUGUGCAACGCUUGUGGGUUGUACUACAAGCUGCACGGUGUUAAUCGUCCAGUUACUAUGCGAAGGGAUACCAUACACACGCGCAGACGUAGACCCAAAGGCGAGAAGCCAACCAGGCAUAGAAAAAAAGGAGAUGGGAUCUUGGCGUCUCAAUCAACAACAGAACAAAUGGAUGCCGAGAGUGCAGACAUGUUGGUGGCUCUUCGACGGCAGAUCCAGCCUCACCUGAUGAUGGCAGGAUACGCGCCUGCACGCAUACCCUGCGGCCAUCCAGCGCCCGCUGCUUACACAAACCCCUUGUCUAGUUACAUGCUUCACCACGUGAAAGUCGAGGAGCGCGUGGAACGACACGUAUCCGUCGAGACCGAGGAGGGCGACGAGGAAAAUGUCUCCGACGUUCCUCUAAAUCUGGUGGCGACCUCGCUGUCAGAGGAGACGCACUGAGAACAAUCCGGCUGAGCUUCGCGCCUAGGUAUGCUUUAACAAGAGCUCUCUAGACAGCGUAGUUCGUACAAUGACGUUUACUUCGGAAUGGACACCUGCGUCCUACCCGGCAGACAGCGGUGGGACGCCUAACGUCCUACCCCCGAAUGCUUUUACCCAGGGAAUGAUUUGCACUGGGGAUUGCGACGACGCUCCGUCUUCGGAAGAGAACUAUUGAAUUUGCGCCACGGCAUAGCGCGCGCGAUGGAACGAGAUGAUAUUAAUAACGCAGUAUUAAUUAUUCAAGAUGUACAUAUAUACACGUACACGUAAAUGCGCGCGUGCGCGCAUAUAUACGCAUGAGUAUGCAUACGUACAUACAUACACGAGACACCGGCAAGCAUAAGACACACAUGGAAAUACAUGAGAAGAUAUUUUUAUACAAAAUUUUGUACGCUCGCCCGUUGUACAUAGACGUACCGCGGAUCCAGUCGUGGUGCCGCUCGGAACUGCUCGUCGUUGUCGUCAUCCAUUUUGUUACUCCAUUUUCUACAUGGAUAGCUCUCGAUCGGUGAUCUUAACGGCGACGACGACGGUUUCUCCAGUAACGUAUCGACAACACCAUUUGAUUUCGACACUCGUACGCGUUACGUUCCAAAUUUUAAACCUUUUUUUUAUUUUGCAUGAGUGAGCAUGUACGUUGCACAAUGAAUUUUAAAUUUUUAAAUAUUAAAUCUUUUAUUUUAAAACGCUUUGUAAUACUAACAAGAUAAAGAAUACCGCGAUCAAUUUUUAAGUAAUUUAAUAUGAAUGAGUAAUUGAGUAUAAUUUUAUAUCUUAAAUGUUAAUAUUCAUUUUUUGUAAUAUAAUUUUGUUAGUUAUACUUUAUUUUCUUUAUUAUUUUUUAAUAAUAAUUUAAAAUUACUUCAAUUGAUGAUCCUCGCGUGCUGAUUAAUAUAUUAAUUUCAAAAGUAUCAAAACGAUAAUAAAAUUAGCAAUUUUAUUUCUAGUUACAUAAAGGAAUCAUUGGCCCUGUUCAGCAGACUCGACAGUUGGGCAACGUUACUAGAUUUUCCGCUGAAUGACGCUCCAGGUUGGUCAUUCAACGUAAAAUCUAAUAACACUGUCCAACUGAUGAGUUUGCUGAACGCAGCUGUUAAUAUAUUUUUGUUAACAAAUCGCAUGUUUAUUCAAAAACAGAAAUCCGAUAUGAACAGAAUUAAUUAUUAACUAUUUCAAUUGAUUUAAUGGGAUAAGAAAAAAAAUCGAUAAAUAAAUUGUAUUAAUUGCUUUAUUUUAACUACACUGUGACUUGAUAUAACGUUCAUUUCGUACGCAAGGUUUCAACGACGAGAGAUUUAUGCGGUUUGACAAUAAGGGAUAUAGAGAAUAAUUAACGCGGUAGAACGAUUCGGAGUAUAAUACAAUAGCAAAAUAAAAAAUUACCAUCUAACGUCGCAAAAA
Molecule: messenger RNA, 3493 nt
Organism: Ooceraea biroi (clonal raider ant)
Lineage: Eukaryota; Metazoa; Arthropoda; Insecta; Hymenoptera; Formicidae
Product: transcription factor stalky
Biological process (GO): cell fate commitment; negative regulation of transcription by RNA polymerase II; positive regulation of transcription by RNA polymerase II
Cellular component (GO): nucleus
Molecular function (GO): zinc ion binding; DNA-binding transcription factor activity, RNA polymerase II-specific; RNA polymerase II cis-regulatory region sequence-specific DNA binding
Source: RefSeq, a predicted model, not a curated record